Molecule: messenger RNA, 1987 nt
Organism: Paramacrobiotus metropolitanus
Lineage: Eukaryota; Metazoa; Tardigrada; Eutardigrada; Parachela; Macrobiotidae
Product: protein spaetzle 4-like
Exons: 5
Coding region: 303-1736 (477 amino acids)
Biological process (GO): innate immune response; central nervous system formation; regulation of Toll signaling pathway
Cellular component (GO): extracellular region
Molecular function (GO): growth factor activity; Toll binding
Source: RefSeq, a predicted model, not a curated record
GUACAGUCAUCGUAGUACAGUAUUCAUCCGACGUUCACUGUACAAGCAGUUUCUUAGCGAUUUCGUCCGCCGUGUGCCUGUGGUGAGACCAUCUUUCCCAACCAGUCUUUUUCAGGAGCCACCAGAGAAGGCACAACAUAGCCACAUCCGGGUUGGGCAGUGGUCAGCGUGGCGGAUUAGCGUCAGCGUUAAUUGCCUAAUCGGAUUCCUGGGCUAAUUUUUCAUCCGCUGGAGUUAAUGCAAGCAACGGCCAUGUAGCCUAACCCUGUACAGGAUCUCUGUUCGCCGUAAUAAUUGUAUAUAUGUGUUUGUGCCAUGCGGAGUUCGCUGGGUUUUGUUUGGAUGUCGGGAUUGUUUGUUUGACUAACAUGUUCGUUAUGGACUUUACUUACACAACGGUUAGACAAAAGACGACGUUCUUGCCGGUAGGUAGCGUUCGACGGGCACCGCUCAGCCGGACGAUCCUGCACUUGAUCUUCGUCGUCAGCACUGGCGGUUUUCUGCUACAACUAGCCCAGGCCGACAUGCUGGGCCUGCCGUCCUCGGCCGGUUCGAACUAUAUCCCGCGCAUCCGGCCGGACUUUGAUCUCCACGACAUUCCCUGCGAUCUCAGCCGGCCGGACAAGCCCUGCACCCUGCCCGGCAAAUCCUACCCCUGGUUCGCCAUGAACAGCUACAUCGAGGACAACAAGGCCAUGCUCAAGCGCAUGUACGGCGACACGUGCGAGCGUGAUGCCGGCAAGCACGCGCGGCUGCGUGCGCAAGGCCCCAUGAGCCGGCAGGGACGCGAGCAGGAUAAGCCCGAUGUCGGCUUCGUGAACGCAUGUCCGUCGGAGCAGUUUGUGGUGACGCCGUUCUGGGCGAACAACAGCGCCGGAACUACUCUGGCUAUUGUUAAUUUCCAUCCCUUUGAACAAGCUGUGCAACAGGAAGUCUGCAAACCCGGCACUUCCGGGCGCUGCCGUGACGGUUGUCGGUGUGAGCAGAAAUACUCGUGGUAUCGGCUCCUCGCGUUUGACCCAAGGAACGAAUGCCGCGGCAUUUUUAUGGACUGGUUCCAGUUCCCAUCGUGCUGCGCCUGCCACUGCUACGAAGUGGACCCCUCCAGCAAAGAGGAAUCCCAUUUAGACCUGCCCCUCCCCAAAAUGGGCACCCUUACCAGCCCCGCCCCUUCAGCCACCACCGCUCUCUCUGCCUCCAACAACACCACGGAGGCGGACUUUGACUACGACAACGAGACGGACCCCACCACCACCCCACUGGCCACCGUCACCGCGACCACCACCCCCAUCCCUAACACGGUGACGACCACCGCGACCCCCUCAACCGCAAAGGUAACAAGCAUUCCCCCCACCACUAAAACCACCACCGACGCCGCACUAAAUCUAACCCUGACCUCGCCAGCCCCGGUUUACGCUGCCGGCGUCCUCAAGUUCCCGUAUCCGGGAUACAACCGCACCGACUACAUCGCCGCUCUGGGUAAACCGUACAGUUACAGCAACGCCACCCACUACCGACGGCGGGUGGCCGCCACUGUACCGCCGACUGCGGCCCCUGCUUCCCUUCCCCUGGCCACCGCGGAUCCGGGUGGUCUGAGGAAUUCCACGGCGGCGCCCCUGGCCUCGACUACCUCCGAGGGCGCCGACAACGCCAUCGCGUCCGGCAGAGAUACUUACCUGGAACUGUGGAAAUCCGUCCACCCGGCGCUGCGCAAGAAUCGUGUUCCUCGAAUUUAAUUUUUUCCCUUCGAUUCUAAUUUCAACGCGUUUCUUGUAUAGUUAUUUUGAAUUUUCGACAGUUAUUUUCACAGCUAUUAUUAAUCAGCAAGUAAGUUUUUCUGGGAUGGAGUAAUCUGGUUUCAAAUUUAUUGUUUUUAAUUAAGGGAGUUCUGUGGACAUUUUACCUGUCUGUUUUCUGCGAUUACACACAACGAUACUGCAGCGGCGGAAAGGUCAUUAUCACAUAACAACAGUAUAAAAAAUGGCCA